Molecule: messenger RNA, 639 nt
Organism: Verticillium alfalfae VaMs.102
Lineage: Eukaryota; Fungi; Ascomycota; Sordariomycetes; Glomerellales; Plectosphaerellaceae
Product: oligoribonuclease
Exons: 2
Coding region: 1-639 (212 amino acids)
Cellular component (GO): mitochondrion
Molecular function (GO): 3'-5'-RNA exonuclease activity; nucleic acid binding
Source: RefSeq, a predicted model, not a curated record
AUGGGGACGGAGAAAGGCUCAAGAAGAAUCGGUCGAAAUGAUGAUAUGACGGGCCUUGACCCUGACACGGAGGAGAUCCUCGAGAUCCACUGCAUCAUCACGACAGGCAACCUCGAGCCGCUCGACGGCCCCGGCUGGGGUGUCGUCGUCCACCAGCCGGCGUCGCGACUCGACCAAAUGGGCGAGUGGUGCACUGACAUGCACGCCAAGACGGGCCUCACGGAGGCAGUCCUUGCCUCGACGACGACGCCUCAGCAGGCGGCGGAGGGCCUGCUGGCGCACAUCAGAAAGUACGUGCCAACGCCGAAGGUGGGCCUGCUCGCAGGUAACACGGUGCAUGCGGAUCGAGGCUUUCUGGCCAAACAACCGUACACGCCCAUUGUCGAGCACUUACAUCAUCGAAUCGUAGAUGUCAGCAGUCUCAAGGAGGCAGCGAAGCGAUGGUGUCCGAGAGAGAUAGUCGAGGGGGCGCCGGUCAAGACAGGGACGCAUCGCGGAAGGGAGGACAUCAAAGAAAGUAUCGCCGAGGCACGAUACUAUCGUGAAGUCAUCUUCGGCGCCACGUGGAGUCAGGGCCGGGAGACUUUGGCUACGGAGCCGACAAGCGACGAUGAACAAUGGGCGAACAACUUGAUGUAG